GACGGGACAGAUGUCGCUGAAUGAAGAAGUGGCUCCGUGAACGGAUUCAGCCUCAUUUUUUUCUGACGUAGUCGAGAUUGUGAAUACAGAUUCGGCGAGCCGUAAGGAGUACGCAGGAUACGUAAGAAGUGAUCGUAAAAUACGUCCUGGAUUCUGUUUUCGGCGUGGAAGAAGUGAAUACGGCUCUGGCGGCUUCGGGAUGAUCGCGUAGGACCCUUAUCCCCCCCCAUUAACUGCAACCGGGCUUUAAUGUCAGUCGCUGGGACUGGACUAGCGAGCACGGCUGGGGGAAAGCGUCCGCCGACUUCUGAUGGACGGGGUGUCUCAUGCCGUUCAAAAAAUGUGCCCUAAUAAACGGAUGGCAACGUUAAAAGCCGCGGAGAGAAAACUUUCCAGUUCGGGGUUCCUGUAAAAAGGGCUGUAGGGGUGAAGGUGGGCAGGGUGGGUGUAAUACUGCGCACUGAGGGGUCGGCCGGUGUUUCGCUGGGCUUUGCUGAAAUGACUCGCGUCUCUCUGGCGCUGUCAGAAAAGCCAAACUGCUGCGUUGCCUGAAAAAAGCCAUCCUAGCUGCGGAGAACUUGGUAUUCGGAGCUCGACCUGUGCGUGUGGGGUGUGUGUGUGUGUGUGUGUGUGUACGGGGGGGGGAAGCCGGCCGCCUCUUUUUAGCCAAGGUCGGAUGCAAGUAAACAACUGACAGAAAGCACUAGCCGGGGCGUAGCGCCUCGCUCAUGAGCCGUAUGGGUCCUGCGCACUCAGAAAAGCCCCCGACUCCCUCACGGGAAGAGCUGAAUCUGCGCUGGUGAGGAAGGGUGGACCGGGGGAGGGGGCUGCAGGGUGACGGCCGGCUCGGCUCGCCUCGCCUCGCCUCGCUCCGCGUCCCUGCCUGAAGCUCCGCGCCCCUCCAGCAGCGUGCUGUGGAUGUCUGCGCGUUUCGGCUGCGGGUUGAUGCGGCGAGGGGCCUGCUGCUCUCAUCAACAACACCGCGGCUCCGUCCGAGCGUUGGCUCUGCAGAGGUUCGCAGCUGGCCGCGUGCUUACGAACAUUGCGUACGAUCGCAGCGUACGAUACGGCUUUUCGAGGGCGGAGAGGCUCGGGUGACAUUGCAGAGUCUCUCCCUUCCCCACACUCACACUCUCACCCCUCCCCCUCCACCUCCCUCCCGUAAGCCGCUCCGCUCAUCGACAGAGAGAGGCAGAAGGGAGGAGGGAAAGGUGGAGCAUCGCCAGUCGUACGCCCUGACGCAGUGGGACUUUUACGUGUGGUCGGCGUUUCCCCCCGCCCUUCCCGCGGUGACGGUGAUGGGUCGGAAGCGGUGUGUCGGUGCAGAUUGUUCGAAGAUGGCGGCCGGGUGCUGCGGGGUGAAGAAGCAGAAGUUGUCGGGAUCCCCCGGCUCGGGGGGACCCGGCGGGGCGGGGAGCGGGGUGGCUGGGGCCGGACACUGCGGAUCGGACUUGGGGAUCGGGUCCUCCUCGACCGUGGUGGCCGGCAAUGUGAAUCGGGUAAACGGCCUGGGGGGUCCUGGGGGUAGCAGCAGCAGCGGCGGCGGCGGUGGUGGUGGUGGUAGCAGCGGCAACAGCACUGCUCUGUCCCCGACUCCGGGAGGCUACAACUCCACUGGCCUCUCCCCGAACCUCAGCCCUGGUCCUGGCUCGGGAAGCGGGGCCAGGAAGAUGGUCGUUUCGGCGGAGAUGUGUUGCUUCUGUUUCGACGUGCUUUAUUGCCAUCUAUACGGAUACCAGCCUCCCCGAACACCCAGGUUUACAAACGACCCCUACCCACUGUUUGUCACUUGGAAAAUAGGCCGGGACAAGCGGUUGAGGGGUUGUAUAGGUACAUUUUCUGCCAUGAACCUGCACUCAGGACUCAGGGAGUACACCCUUACCAGUGCCCUUAAAGACAGCCGCUUUCCCCCUAUGACGAGGGACGAGCUGCCGCGCCUCUUCUGCUCAGUGUCUCUGCUCACCAACUUUGAGGAUGUUGGUGAUUACCUAGACUGGGAGGUGGGUGUUCACGGCAUUAGGAUAGAAUUUUUCAAUGAAAAAGGAUCAAAGCGCACCGCCACCUACCUGCCAGAGGUUGCGAAGGAGCAAGGAUGGGACCACAUUCAGACCAUAGAUUCCUUACUUCGAAAGGGAGGUUACAAAGCCCCCAUCACAAAUGACUUCAGGAAGACCAUCAAAUUGACCAGGUACCGUAGCGAAAAGAUGACUAUGAGCUACGCAGAGUACAUCGCCCAUCGCCAGCACCACCACUACCAGAACGGCAUCGGGCACCCUCUCCCCCCCUACAACCAUUAUUCCUGACAGCGAGCCGCAUGACCAGUCACUGGACCUCUCCGCGGACCUCUUCCCGGGAGAGCCUGCCCCCUCAUGGUCUAGCUAUCUCUACUACUGUACCAUUUUAUGAUGAUAGUUUCCGUUGCCAUGCCAACAGUCUCCAAGUUGGCGGCAUGGCAGCGGGUGGCAAAGAAGCAUCACGAUUCUGACGCGAAAAAGUCAUUUAUUUUCUCCUUUUUUAUCCUUUCUAUUAAUUUAGUUUUUGCAGCAUAUAUAUCGACUUAUAACCCCUUUUUUCUUAUUUUUAAAAAAGCAAAUAAACAAGUAAUACCUUUUUUUUUUUUUUUUUUUUCUCUCUCCCCCUAAAAGAUUUUUUUUCCAACAAUCCUAAUCAGGUUUUUGAGUCUGUGGAUGGAAAUGAGCAUAUUAAUGAGGGGCUUGUCUUGCUGAUAGGAAUUUGCUUCUGUAUGCUAAGCUUUAUGUCGAGUGAACACUGCACUGUUUCUGCCCAGGUUACAGCCACAGCAGUGAAGUCUACCACACUGAACUGACAACCAGUGGGGUUUUCACACCUUAGCGACCGUCUCCUUGAUAGCAUAUCAUCAUGCAUUGAUGAUGACACUGUCUGCCAUAAAAUAGCUUUGCUUUGGAGAAGGAAAACAACCAAAGGGCAAUGCUAAAGGACAGCAGUGCAAAAAUGAAACGCAGCUAGGGUGAGUCCUGUUGAAAUGGUCAUCAUUGUUGGAUUUUACUCAGGCCAUGAGUCUGAGUGGCAGCUGAUUGGCUGAACAGGAGUUGAAAUGCAGAAUUAGUUUGCAACUUUCACAUAAUUGGGCACGCUUGCCAGACAGUUCCGUAUAGAUUCUAGCCAUGAAUGAAACGGCUAACAUUCUGUAAAGGCUUUUAAUCAAGCCUUCAUUUUGCAGAUGUUAACUAAGGGUUAACUGCAACUUUCUCACAUGUUCCCCAGCCAGUCUGUAGGAUGUAACUGGGGCUGAAGUCGUGUAGUGUCCACUCGGCUCUUAGUUUUCCAGGGCAGUUUUGUUGCUUUUGGUUUGCUUUUAUCAUUUGUUGUUAGAUUGAUUUUAUUUGUAUGGAUCAUGUAGACAGCCACCAGAGCUCAAGUGAUUCUUUCCUUUCUGUGCGAUUUCCUCUGAAAAUUGAUUGUUGUGAGGGGAGGUGUUUGAAAUUGUGAGUCAUUGUUGUCUUGGAAUUUUUGGGUCGUGAUGCAUACGUAACUGUGAAGUUAGCCAAAGACAGACUAGCUUGAGACAGUUUGCUUUCUUUUCCUCUGUGUGGUGUUAGAUGUGCGUUGAUAUGUGGACAAACUUGUCAGAAGAAACCGCUAGAUUAAGUUAGCUAUUGGAAAAGCCAGAAUAUUUUCUCCACAAUGCCAGGGAGUUCCACUCUUUGCAUUGGUGAUAUUUCGUGAGAUCACUGAAUUGAAUUCAUGUGGCUCAAGAUAAACAGUCGACUUUUUUGUUUGUAGUGCUUCUAUUUGUGAGAGGAAAAAAGAAAAGCAGAUGAAGCCAUUGUGUUCAGUGGUGAUUAUUCCCGUUAGGAAAUUCUCCGCUUUGUUCAUUAAAGUUUCAGAUGAUACUAGAAGGUGGUCAAAUUGCAGACCUUGACAUUGUUAAUUUGGGUGAGCAGGUCUGUGUCGAGGACUUGAGGAUUGGCUCUCAACAUUUGCUAGCGAAACCAGCAAAAUUGAGCAAAGGAGUUAGCAUGUAUAGUUUGUGGCUAGUGGGUUGUCUAACACAUUACACCAUUGAUGUUUCCUCAGCCACUGUUUUCUAAAACCUUUUGUCACACAGAGAGGAAAAUCUGUGCAAGAGACUUAGUUCAAAACAACAGGGACAAGUUUAAAAAAAAAAAAAAAAGCCAUACUCUUUUUAGUGCAUGCUUUGUCAGGGUGGUUGCUCUGUCAAUUUUUUUUCUUUGUUCCUUCCCAAAAUUGGGAAUUUGUUUACUUAGAGCUGGAAUGUUCACCCCUCAAGGCUGUGGUUGUUUUCAGUUUAUUUUUUCCCUUUUUUUAACCAGGAAAUAGAUUUCUGUGUUUUUUGUUUUUGUUUUUUUACUCCUGAUCAGAUCCUGUGGAAAAAUCGGCUCUUAACUCCAUGUUUGGGCAUUUGGUUAAUUAGGUUGUACUGUGGUACUGCCGAUCGGUCAGCGCCCUCACGAUCGAGCUGGAAUGUCCGCAGCAUUCACUUUUUAAGAUGUUACCUCACAUUCGAGACGUUCAUGCCAAACCACCACAACACCUCAUGAUGCUUGGCACGAGCAAUGUUUACAUCCUCAGUCCAAACGCCACAAGCUUGACGACGGUUGCCAUAAUCAAUACGAUCGUUUCAUGAAUCCUCACGUCAAGCACAUGCAGCUGUUCUGGUGGCCACACUCAUAAACCACGUGGUGUUGUGACUGAUCAGAAUAAUUGCAUCUCUCAGCUCUGCCAUGAAAUGCUGGAAUUAAGACACAUUUUUGAAAACUUUUUUUUUUUCCCUCCAGGUAUUCAGCGUUUAAUCUGUAUUCUCGCUUAGCGACAGUCUCAACUAAGCAAGUUGGGGGAUUUUCUUCCAUAAACGUAUUGGAACCUUUUUAGACAAGUUACAUGUGUGAUAAAAUCUAGCUAAAUUCAGUUUUUUGGGCUUGUAUAGUUUCACCGUUCUCUAAACAAAGCCUCCUGUUCUCAGUAGAUGCAGUGCAGGACAAAGCUCUUGAGACUCAAUCACUGUCUCCUUUUGAGGGGGAAAAGGCUGAGAUGCUUUUGCUGUAGGAGGACUCCUCUUUGUUUUCAUAUGCAAAAUGUUAAGGGCUUUUUUUGGUGUUCCAUCCACAGUCACCCAUAGCUCCUUGAAAGUUAAAACAAAACGACAAAAAAAAAAAACAACAAAGACCUUCAUUUCAGUUGUGUUGCCUUAACAGUGGUUUGAAUAAACUUGGACCAGUAAAAUGUUGCCCUGAAGGUUCAGAACUGCGCCGUUGUUUUUGGAGUCGUGACUGAACAGGCCUAUUUCGACUCCCUCCGUUGCUCUGCAAAAAACUGUGAGGGCCAGCAACCUCAAACUUGUGUCAGCAGAAAGACUGAAGCUUUUUUUUUUUCCUCUGUUGGCUGGGCUUGUCGAGCUGUCUCGAAGGCGUUUACUUUUGAGCACGACGUUUGCUCCCGUUGCCCAGCUGUGACUGUUUUUUCCCCCUGUGUGAUGUUAACGAUGUUAUGAAGGCCACUGAAAACACAUUUGAGGUGUUGUGUCUGGCUCCAGAUGAGCCUGCAAGUGUCUCGUACAAACGUAUUCGUUCAGAAGCUGCUGUUACCUGUCAGGUCACCAUUUUCUGGUCCAUAGUCAAAUACAGCACAAACUGAAUCCUUUUUUUUCUGCUGCAAAACCAAGUACACCAAGUCUUUUGCAUACAUGUAAAACUAAUGUAUACACAUCUGCAAUACAUUCGUUGCAUGUGUGUAUGGAAGGCCUCCUGUUGAAUCAUGGCAUGUUUGUUCACUGCUAGAGACUCUAUAGACAAGAGGAAAAAAAGACAAUAUAAAAUGGUGCUACUGGACCUCAUCGUUGGGGGGUGGUCGCAGUUAAAUGUGACUGGUCAUGCGGACUCAUCGAUCAUAUCAGACUUAUUCUUAUCCUUGAUAUAUGCAGAUCUGUUUUACAGGUGUUUUUUUGUUUGUUUUUUGUUCCUACCAGUGUAACAAGUUGAAAAAAUUUCCUGCAGGUUUGAAAGGACAAGGAGUCACAAGUCUAACCCCAUACUUCCCUCAUGGCCUGGGGGAAACGGGCAUACACUUCUCAUCCCAUCUGUUGUGCAGUAGAUAGCGAGGACAGAAGUGCACACGAGCGCUUGAGAAUUGACCGCUCCAUGGUCUCCUCACAAAUGCAUUGUUUCGUCGCGGUUAUUGCGACAAGCUUUAUAGAGCGUUGACAAAAUUCUGUUCAGCCUCAUGAAAAACUACCAAACUUGUUCAUACUGGUGGUCACCAGUCCUCCUCCCGGAGGUCUAAAACGUACAGAUUAGUUCACUGGAAGCAGCUUUGACAUUAUGUUUGGAACUGGACUCUGCAGGAAGGUUAGCCCUCCAGGAGCAGGGUUGGUGACCGCUGUUCUGGAGUAAUUGUUGUGCAGUCCUACAUUGGUUGAACAUCUAAUAGUACCUAUUUGAUUUGUUUGAUUCCUCUUGGUUUGAUUGUCAUUUUUAUCCUUUUAAUCACAGAUUUGGACUUUCUGAUUUGUGGAAAAUCAGUCAUGUGCCCAGAAGUCUACGUUUGUUAGCCUAAUGGUCUGAUCAAGUUCAGACUUAUUCAGAUAUGGACAUUAAGUGCAAAGUUAACAGGUUGGACUGCGUUACUGUAGUUAAUCACAACUAGCCAGGCUAAAAAUGACAACCCACAAAAUAUCCUUUUAAUAGUCAAAUUGAUUUAUACGCUUUGUCAACGUCCUGUAAUGGCUGUUUCAUCCAGCAACGGUAGUGAAGAAAAAUGACUUUGUGGGCGCAGCAUGGAUAGGUCACUCGGACUGGGGCCAUCUUAAGGUCCCAGUUUUCCCCUUUAUAUCCUCUUUGUAAUGCAGAUGUUCAAUAUUGUGGUUCCUGGCAUUCUGAACUGCUUGGCUCAACCAGGUGUGUCUGAUGAUGUGUAACUGUGGCCAAAAUAACUUUUUCUCAGUCAUACCUUAACACUCAGCACAUUGAACACUCUCUAAUGAACGACUUGGUGGAUAUUCGGUGUUUUGACAGAUGCCAUUACGCCGCUAAGUCGCAACCAUAUUGGAGUGGAUUUUUCACAGCAGCUCAGCUGAAGGAGACUCCACUAUGGACAAUGCCAUAAAGUUAACUACAUUAUGCUGCUUAUCUCAGUACUGUCAGACCCAGCCAAACCUUUGCCACACUUUGGAAAGUUGAAAGCUGACUAGGGUUCUUUCUCUCAUGAAUUCCUGCUCAAGUUGUGUCUAAAUACUUGAAGGCUUGUUCGAGUGUCAGUGAAAUAGUCCACGCUGAAAAUGCACUUUGGGGACACAGGUUAAUUAUACGGUCCCUGGCACUAGUGGUUGCUGGGCCCAAAGCAUUCGAACACUGAAGCUGAACGAAACUGAUGACUGUCUUACUGUCGCACCAUUUAGGCAAAGAUAGAUGAGUUGAAAGUAUGCUCGUUGGUGGCCGUUCUCACUGUACAUCACACAUUCUGCCCCUGAGGAAUGAACCUCAUCCGUUCUCCACUUGGUCCUUAACACAGUAAUGUUUUUACAACAGUUUGCUCACUCUGAGCAGAACGAGUCUCAUUUUAACACACAGUAACAAUGGUUUAGGUCCUGCUUCCCAUCCAUCCCGUUCUUGGAAUCCUGGAAUGUGUAGGCUCACAUUACCUUUGCGUGUUCGACCGAACCAAAGAUGCCUCCAGCCAUGUCCAAAUGCUGCUCUUAAGACCUGCCUUCCUGUCCUUCCAAAAAAACACCCCUGCAAGAGAAAUGUCUUUAUCUGUGUUCUUUCACUUUGUCUUUUUUUUUUUUUUUAAAGAUUUUUUUUUGUACGAUUUCUAGCUUUCUUUUAGGGUUUUUAGCAACCUGAGUUCAAUGAAUUUUCAUUGUAGCCGUCUUUGACACCUUACUAGGUGUCGGCGACUGUGUAAUACUAGGUUGCACAUUUUUGUUAUUUUGUUUGUUUUUUCAUUGUUGUUAUUGUUAUUAUUAUGUAUAUUUUUUAAAAAAGAAAACCCCAUAGCGUGCCUCUUAGAUUCAUGGGUUUCUUAAUGUGUUUUUUCCUAAGACCAGCAGUUAUACUUUAUAUAAAAGAUGCGUUGAUCCUUAUUUUUAAAUGCCAUUUAAAAAAAAAGAAAAAAAAAAAGCCUCUUUUCUUUACUCUGGACCCAGUAGCAGCACUGGUAUACAAUCGCACUGAUAGAUAAAGAAAAAAGUAUAAAUAAUAAUAAUAAUAAAUGACAUGAAUAAGAACUACAAUAAACUUGUGUUUGAGAACGUUUUGUAAGAAAAUACAUUUAAAAAAAAAAACAAAAAAGUAAACAAAAUGACUGUUUUUGUACAUCAAAAGUUGAUUCUUUUCAAAAGAAUAUUUUGGAUCUAGUUUCUAAAUUAUUUUAGUGGUUUUCUAUGUUCUGGAACUUUGAGCUGAGUUUUGGACGUGCAACUCACUGAUUGACGAUUUGUGCAGCAUUGGCACAGCGGGCUCCGGGGUUGCCUGGCGUAGCCCCUCAUACCCACCAGUUUCUUUUAAUUCUUUAUAUUUUGAGUUUGGAUUCUUUCUCUGCUUUAGUAACUUGAAAUUGUUGAUGAAAUAACGACCUGGGAAAAACAAAGACCCUCCCCUGUAGAACUCUAGACCCCUUCUCUCCUUCCCUAUUGAAUUUGCUGUUAGUGUGAUGAGACUUGAAAUGGGCAUUUAUUAAGACUAUGAUAGUAUGGCUCCAAAAAUACAAAUAAAAAAAAGUAGAAAAAUCACAAAAUCAACAAAAAAAUGUGUGUGGGGGGGAUCUUAUAUAUAGGUGGAUUAUCAGUGGGUAUGUGAGCUAUGGCUGUGGCGAUGAUAAUGUAGUUUUAAACAUUGUUAUUACCUUUUAAAUCAUUUAUCCAAUAAAAAUUCUUAAAGAGCAA
Pygocentrus nattereri (red-bellied piranha) is the source of this 8881-nucleotide messenger RNA. It is a transcript of the gene ammecr1, whose product is annotated as AMMECR nuclear protein 1. The transcript is spliced from 6 exons. Bases 1299 to 2303 code for a protein of 334 amino acids. Lineage: Eukaryota; Metazoa; Chordata; Actinopteri; Characiformes; Serrasalmidae. The record is from RefSeq and is a predicted model, not a curated record.